Amborella trichopoda is the source of this 1511-nucleotide messenger RNA. NCBI's taxonomy places the organism in Eukaryota, Viridiplantae, Streptophyta, Magnoliopsida, Amborellales, Amborellaceae. The record is from RefSeq and is a predicted model, not a curated record.
AUGCAGAGCAAGGUGAUGGUCCACUUUUAUCGUGUCCUCUCUGCAUUCUUAUAUACUUUUGAAGAUUCUAGGCCAUCUGUGAUGCAUGAAUGUGUUCUGUUACUUAAUUCUGGUGUAACUUUGGAGUGCUUGUGGAUCUCUCUUGUUCAGCUGAUAUUUCUAAGGAGAAAAAGGAACUUGAUAAAGCAUGGCCAUCUUCUUCUGCAGUAUUCUGUUAAGUGGUACCUUACCACUGGACGCCAUCCCCUACCUAUGGUUGCAGCUCUCUUGGCAUUUGUUGCAAAUGUUUAUAAGGUUGAAGUGGGAUUAGCUCAGAUAUCUGAGGUGCUGUGUGCAAGGGUUAGCACUUGUAUUCAGCGCUAUAAAGAACUACAGGAGUGUUUAGUGGAAGUUGCUGGUGCACUGCCUUGGGGAAGGGAUAUUACAUCUGAGAAUUUGGUGCUAAAUGCACCUGUGCUUCUUCAGUAUAUGGAGAUGAAGUCAAAAUCAAAACCUUUGGAAGGAAAAGAUACAUCCCAUCUGCAUGCUGACUUAUCGACUCUUGGAUCACAUACAGCUGAUGUUGAGUCAGUUUGUUCAAAAGCGCUAGAAAUGCUACAAGAGCGUACAAAGGCAAGACAUGAUUAUGUUCUUGAUAGGCAUCCUACAGGAGAACUUCAGUUUUCUAAUGUUGCAAGCACUAGUAAUCAUGAGAAUAAUGAAUUGCAAAUUUUUGGCAAUGAUGAUAUCAUGAAAUUCAAGCUAUCAGAAGAAUGCCUGUGUAGGACUUAUUUUGAAUGUAGAUUUGAUAGGUAUGCUAAUACGUCCUAGGGUUUGAUAGAAAGGUUUCCAAUAAAUGCAAUUCUGGAGAGCGAUGUUGGAUCAAACAUAUUACCUCCAUCUUUUCUGGCAAAUACGUAUGCAUCUAUGAGGAGACGAGAGAAAAUAAAUGCAGCCAAGUUGCGGAUCUGUGAGAUUAUAAAACCCAUGAGUUCUUUUACUUGUAAAAGCGAAAAUGGUGUGACUAUUGAUUUGGACGAUGAUGACAGUAACCACCCAUCACAAUGUGUGCACUUCAAGAAAAAACGCAAACGUGGAAUCGAAGGAAAUAAUAUUGAUUGGGAGGACAAUACUAUUGAGAUCCUUCUCCUCCAUCGGGUAAGCGAAGAGGAAGUUGUGAAAGGCCACUAUCGCUCAUUAUUAGAUCGAUACGUCUUUGAUUUUGAUAGUGACAUUUCUGAUGAGGAGUUCAGAAGUUAUGCACGUUCUAAAGAUGAAGUGAAUGGGGUGGCAAAAUUGUUAUCCAAUAGCUUAUCAAUGAUAAGGAAACAAUAAGCAUUAAGCCGUGGUCCUAGUUCUGGUUAUGGGAUGCUGAUAACUCUAUACUCUGUGGGCUUGAGGUCCUCGUUUGGAGAGCCAACUGGGCCAUAUUGUAAACACCAUGAUGAAGAUCAAAAUUGGAUAAGUUUCUAUACAAUUAUCUCUCUGAAUAGGCUUAAUUAUCUUGCUUGGUGGAAAGUUGUUUCUCGUUC